GACUGACUUCCCUUCUCUUUGCACUCAUCUUCUUGCAGCACAAGUCCAUUGAUAUUUCUUAUCUUCUCGAUUUUUGACUCUGCUUAGAAGAAACGGCCAUGUCUCGGCAGUCUGUCUGCAGAAGCUUUGGAGGCGGGAGUAGAAGGGGCUACAGCUCUUGCUCUGCCAUCGGUGGUGGCUUUGGAGGAGGUGGCGGCAGAAGCAGGAGCAGCUACAGCUCAUUCUCUAUGUCCAGGGGAUUUGGAGGUGGCGGACGUUGUGGAGGGUUUAGCAGCAAGAGUCUCCAUAACAUGGGUGGCAGUGGAAGGAUUUCCAUGGGUGGAUGCUAUGGCGGUGGAGGAUACGGAGGCAGAAUGGGUGGCUUUGGUGGAGGCUAUGGAGGAGGACUAGGCAGCUUUGGUGGAGGAAUGGGUGGAGGAGGAAUGGGUGGCUUUGGAGGAAUGGGUGGUUAUGGUGGAGGAAUGGGUAGUUAUGGUGGAGGAAUGGGUAGUUAUGGUGGAGGAAUGGGUGGUGGAGGAAUGGGUGGCUUUGGUGGACCAGGCUUUGGCAUGCCAGGCUUUGGUGGCCCCGGUAGAGGUGGCCCUGGUAUCCAGCCGGUGCAGGUUGACCCAACCCUCCUACAGCCAGUCCAUGUUGAGAUUGAUCCCCAGAUCCAGCAAGUCAAAAACCAGGAGAAGGAACAGAUCAAGACUCUUAACAACCAAUUUGCCUCUUUCAUUGAUAAGGUCCGCUUCCUGGAGCAACAGAACAAGGUCCUCUCCACCAAGUGGGAGCUCCUCCAACAGCAAGGCCCUUCAGGGCCAAGGAAGAACCUCGAUGUCAUCUUUGAAAAUUACAUCCAGAACCUGAGGAGGCAGCUGGACUCAAUCUUGGCACAGAGGGGACAGCUGGAGUCGGAGCUGCAGAACAUGCAGCAAUACGUCGAGGAUUACAAAACCAAGUAUGAGGAAGAGAUCAACAGGCGCACAACUGCUGAGAAUGAGUUUGUGGUGCUUAAGAAGGAUGUGGACUGUGCCUACAUGACUAAAGUAGAGCUGGAAGCCAAGGUGGGAGCUCUGACUGAUGAAAUCAACUUCUUGAGGUGCAUCUAUGAGGAGGAACUGGCUCAGAUGCAGACGAUCAGCCGGGACCUGUCCGUGGUGGUGUCCAUGGACAACAAUCGGCACCUGGAUCUGGAGAGCAUCAUUGAGGAGGUCAGGCGCCAGUACGAGCAGAUUGCUCAGAGCAGCAGAGCUGAAGCUGAGGCUUGGUACCAGAGCCAGUACGAACAGCUGCAGAACACUGCUGGAAGACAUGGGGACAGCCUCCGCAACACCAAGAUAGAGAUCCAAGAGUUGACCAGGAACAUCCAGAGGCUGCGGGCUGAGAUUGAGAAUGUGAAGAAGCAGAACCAGCAGCUGCAGGCAGCUAUCGCUGAGGCUGAGGAGCGGGGUGAGAUGGCCCUCAAGGAUGCUCGGUUAAAACUGGAAGAGCUGGAAAGUGCCCUGAGCAAAGACAAGGAGGAGCUGGCUCGCUUGCUGAAGGAGUACCAGGAGCUGCUGAACGUUAAGAUUGCGCUGGACGUUGAGAUUGCCAUGUACAGGAAACUGCUGGAGGGAGAGGAGAACAGACUGUGCAAUGAUGGCAUGUCCAACGUCAAUGUCUCUGUGGUAGGCAGGACCAGCAUCUCUGGAGGCAGAGGAGGCAUGGGAGGAGGCUUCGGAGGCGGCAGCGGCAUGGGAGGAGGCUUCGGAGGCGGCAGCGGCAUGGGAGGAGGCUUCGGAGGCGGCAGCGGCAUGGGCGGAGGAAUGGGAGGAGGCCUGUGUGGAGUAGGAAGCAGCAUUGGAGGUGGAAGCAUGGGCGGCAGCUGUGGAAUGGGAGGAGGAAUGUACAGCGGUGGCUUCUCUUCUGGAAGUGGAAGGAUGUGCGGCUCUGGAGGUGGCAACUUCGGCUCUGGUGGGGGAUCGUCCUCCAUACGGAGAUGUGUCACGACCACCUCCGUCAAAUCUUCAGGAGUGAGAUUCUGAGCCCCCAGGCCAGAUUGGAAAAGGAAAGAAGCAGCCCCUAUCUUCUCCCGGCAGCAGCCCAACCUCCUUAAAUCCCGCUCCGGUGUCCUGCAAUGAAAUGAACCGUGUCCCUCACGGCCCACCACAUACCAGCACAUCUACCUGGCUCGGUCCCAUCAGGGGAGUCUCGUGGCGAUGCCACAUCCCGUCAGCAGCCCUGGCAAGCUGCUCGUUAGCCCCAAGCCCAGUGACGAAAUAACCGUCUGAGCAAAGAAAAGUCUCACAGGUGGAUACCCAGCACGGAGAGCUGAUUUACAGGAGGGAACCGCUCUGCCUUUCUUGCUGUGUUGUACAUUUCUGGCUGCCUCGUGGCAAAUGUGUAUAAAACUCCUCUUUCUUCCUCUGUCCUCAUGUCCCUUCCUCGAUGGCCGUAUCCCUGGGGUGCUUCUGCAUGCAGUACAUCCCGCUGCUUCCAUUCACUAGCCUUUGGGGUGAGGGUAGGCGUGGGGCAAGCGGGACUCGUCCCGUGGCAGAGCUGGGGAGGGAGCAUCUUCUCGGCAGGUGGCCAGAGGGAUUAACUGCCCCAGGUUGGAGCACCUGGGCAGCUUUGCUCACCUGGUAGCCCCAGGUGUGCCGUAAGCAGGAGCUCUCUCUGGAGCCAUGGCUUCCAGUUCCGCUUGUCCUUGCUCUCCGUGACACCUGAUAAGACCUCACACACACGUGGACUUUUUCAAAGGAGAACAAAGCUUGCUCUUCGGUGCCUGGUCCCCUGUGACAUGGAACGAGAUGUACUGUCCCCACCUCCCUUCCUCUUCUGUUUGUGGUAUGCCCUACUUCCUCGGGAUGUUGCCAUUCUCAAUAAAUUGCA
Molecule: messenger RNA, 2853 nt
Organism: Harpia harpyja (harpy eagle)
Lineage: Eukaryota; Metazoa; Chordata; Aves; Accipitriformes; Accipitridae
Product: keratin, type II cytoskeletal 3-like
Exons: 9
Coding region: 99-2006 (635 amino acids)
Biological process (GO): intermediate filament organization; keratinization
Cellular component (GO): keratin filament
Molecular function (GO): structural constituent of skin epidermis
Source: RefSeq, a predicted model, not a curated record